Boeremia exigua is the source of this 2687-nucleotide messenger RNA. RefSeq lists its product as uncharacterized. The coding region runs from base 234 to 2687 and encodes 817 amino acids. The transcript has 5 exons. The record is from RefSeq and is a predicted model, not a curated record. NCBI's taxonomy places the organism in Eukaryota, Fungi, Ascomycota, Dothideomycetes, Pleosporales, Didymellaceae.
GCGAGCACUUGGCUGCGGCUAGUGUUACGGGUGCCGUGAGGGCUUUGGUGGGUACAUGGUGAAGUCUCCUGCUCUCUAUCUCUCUCUUCAGCUCUGCGAGCGAGGGUGCGGUCUUUUUGUCUUCGUGUGCACUGUUUCUUUGGUAUCUAAUUCGCUUCUGUUGGCGCUGGAUCGCUUUAUACUAAUUCUCUAAUCGGUUCUGGUAACCUCGGAUUCGUAAACUAAUCGACAGAAUGCAUCUCUCGACUGUCCUGCUGGGGGCCUACUGCGGCCUCGUGGCAGCGAAUCCGCAUCCAUGGAUGUACGGCGUGCCGGACUUUCCAGACCUGGAUAUGCAAGAGGUCAUGACCCAAGCGGCCGUGGACUUGGUGACCGACGGCGCCGAGGCGACGACAAACUCUACGUCCACAGCACCGGGGGGCUCUGCUUCCAACUCGACCUCUUCUGGCGGCGAGCCGUGCGCAGCCAUCAACCGCGCCAUCUCCGCCGCACCACCCGGCUCCCGCAAGGUCGUGUCGGCCGAGAUGGGCAUGCGGUGUCUGGCUUCCGUGCCGCUGGACACGGCCGGCAAUGUCAAGCUGAUCGACGACAUGAAGCUGUUCGUCAAGUGGCAGUCCAACAUUGCGUAUCUCAAGAGCCCGCCGGCGAACUACACGGAGAAGCCCGUGGACAUCGUGGGCGAGCUGGAUCGGAUGCAGAAGGGGCUGGCCAACGGGACGUUCAAGACCGAGUACGAGUUUCAGAUGGGCAUGAUGAUGCUGUUCAACCGCGCGUACGACAACCACUUCGCGUACCAGCCCGACAUCCUCGCGUCGGCGAUGCAGUUCCAGCGCCCGCCGGGCACGGAGCUGGUCGCGGUGUCGUCCGACGGCAAGGCGAUGCCGGAGGUGUUUCUGUACCAGGAUAUCCGGCGGGCUGCGAAUGACACGGCGUUCAAGCCGUCGGCGGUCAAGAAGAUCAACGGCGUCGACGCCAUGACGUAUCUAGGCGAGGCCUCGGCGCAGUCCGACUUCCACGACGCGGACACGCGGUGGAACGCGCUGUUCCCAUCACAAGCGCUGAUUGCGUCCGGGACUGUGUUCUUGGGAUCGUUCAGAACGGGCCAGUAUCAGGGGCCCAACACGACCAUGGAGUUCGCCAAUGGCACGACGUUCAACCAGAUGAAUGUUGCGGUUGUGUUUGGCAACUUCACUGGUGUGAACAGCGGACAGACGUUCUUUCAGCAGUUCUGCACUGGCCCCAAGCCGGUCUCGCAGAUCACGCAGCCGGCGCCCACCCCUUCUGGUAAUAGGACCACGACGCCGACUGCUACGCCUACGCCGUCCCAGAUUGGCUACCCGAAGGCUGAGAUCCUCAACCCGAAUCUUUCGAUUGGCGGGUACUAUAUCAACGGCACCGGAUAUGAUAACGUCGCAGUCCUCAGCAUCCCCUCGUACGACUCCCCCGACGUCCAGAGCUUCCAGAACGUGAUGAGAGAUUUCAUCCGCAUGUGCAAGGCGCAAGGCAAGACCAAGAUGAUCUUCGACAUGCGCGGAAACGGCGGAGGUAACGCAAUCCUUGGCUACGACACAUUCAAACAGGUCUAUCCUCAGGCCGACCAGGAGCCGUUCGGCGGCACGCGCUUCCGUGCCAACGACGCCAUCAAGGCUGCGUAUCAGCUGACCGGCGACUUCAUCGCAGGCAAGACGUACGUGCAGAGUAACCAGACCGCUUUCACUCAGGCGUUCGGUCAGGGCGUGACUUCAGGGGACAUCAUCGGGCUCACUGCCAGCUUCAACUUCCAGCACCAGCUCGACAUCGACAACAAGGCCAUCGGCUCCUCGGACGCGGCGUUCGGGCCGCAGACGGCCAACGGCGACCAGUUCACGACCACCAUCCGCUACAACUACAGCGACCCCAUCUCGACCUCGUACCAGGGCUUUUCGGUCAUCGGCUUCGACCAGAACAAGAACGAGACCAGCACGCCGCAGCCGUUCCAGGCCGCCGACAUGGUCAUGCUCCACGACGGCAUGUGCUCGUCCACGUGCGCCAUCGCCGCCGAGCUCCUCAAGAACCAAGGCGCAGUCCGCACCAUCGCGGUCGGCGGGCGCCCGCAGGAAGGCCCCAUGCAGGGCAUCGGCGGCACUAAGGGCGCCCAGGUCUUCUCCUGGGACGACAUCCAGCUGCGCAUGCAAGCCACCUACUUCCUCGGCAGCCCCGCCCAGCAAGCCCAAUGGGACACCCAAGACCUCGGCAAAACCGCCUUCGCAACCCAGCUCUUCAAGCGCUCGGCCUACCAGGGCGGCCGCAUCGCCGGCGGCGUGAACCUCAAGGACAACCUGCGCCAGAACGACGCCUCGGGCACGCCGCUGGAGUUCAUGUACGAGGCCGCCGACUGCCGGAUGUUCUUCACCGCGCCCAUGGUCACGGACGUCACCGCGCUGUGGAAGGGCGUCGCGGACCGCAUGUUCCGCAACGAGACGAGUCUGUGUGUGGCGGGCAGCACGGGCGAUGCGUCGAGUGUGAGUGCGGGCGGGCAGCGGCGCGGCGGGGAUGGCGUCGUGGCGGCCGCGAAGGGGGUGCAAGUUGAGACUGGGGUGAAGAGCGUGGCGAGCGGGACGGGGGUGGUGGGGGGCGCGGCGGGGAGCAUGCUGGGGCGGUGGGCGAGUGUUGCGGCGGCUGUGGCGGUGGGGAUGGCGGUGUUGUAG